Pistacia vera is the source of this 1038-nucleotide messenger RNA. Its product is annotated as formimidoyltransferase-cyclodeaminase-like. Lineage: Eukaryota; Viridiplantae; Streptophyta; Magnoliopsida; Sapindales; Anacardiaceae. The record is from RefSeq and is a predicted model, not a curated record. The annotation marks the transcript as partial. The transcript is spliced from 2 exons. Gene Ontology annotation, molecular function: transferase activity; folic acid binding.
UCCAACUCAAUCAAUUCCUCAUGUUAUAUAUCAUCUCAUUUAUUUCAGCACAAAAAGAUUACAAACCAAUCUAGUCUAUUGUGUUGUAAGCUGUACAUUUCUGAAUCACGCAACCUCUCAGCUCUUGACUCGAUAGAACAAACCGCUAGGCGUGAUACAGAAACAGUGAUUGUGAACAAAUUUGAGGAUCGAGCAUACAACAGGGUCCGUUACACCCUUGUAUCUUACGUUGUUCAUGAUAGCACAGGUACUGCCAUUUACAGCCCAUUGCAUCAGUGUGUGUUAGCCAUGGUUGAGGCUGCUUAUGCAGCCAUAAACCUGGAGUUGCACUCUGGUGCCCACCCUCGACUUGGUGUUGUUGAUGACAUUGUUUUCCAUCCACUCGCUCGGGCAUCUUUGGAUGAAGCUGCUUGGCUUGCCAAAGCAGUUGCAGCAGAUAUUGGCAGUAGAUUUCAAGUGCCUGUGUUUUUGUAUGCUGCAGCACACCCAACAGGCAAGGCCCUAGACACCAUCAGGCGAGAGCUUAAUUACUACAGGCCCAACUUCAUGGGCAACCAAUGGGUAGGUUGGACAAUGGCUGAAGCUCUCCCUGAAAGGCCCAAUGAAGGCCCCAACCAGGUGUCUCGGGCCAGAGGUAUAGCGAUGAUUGGAGCUCGUCCAUGGGUUGCAUUGUACAACAUACCCAUUAUGUCCACUCACGUCUCCGCUGCUCGUCGGAUAGCUCGAAUGGUGAGUGCCCGCGGAGGUGGGCUGCCAACGGUGCAAACGCUGGGCUUGGUUCAUGGUGAGGAUUCCACCGAGAUAGCUUGCAUGCUCUUGGAGCCCAAUCAGGUUGGAGCUGAUAGGGUCCAAAGCCGGGUUGAGAUGCUCGCAGCUGAAGAAGGGUUGGAUGUAGAGAAGGGCUAUUUUACUGAUUUUUCACCAGAAAUGAUUGUUGAAAAAUACAUGAAUUUGAUAUCUGCUAACAGAGACUAAGCAAACAAGUGUUUGAAACUUUGAUCACAAUUCCAACAAUAUGCCACUGGAACCUAUUAAAUA